Molecule: messenger RNA, 2700 nt
Organism: Ipomoea nil (Japanese morning glory)
Lineage: Eukaryota; Viridiplantae; Streptophyta; Magnoliopsida; Solanales; Convolvulaceae
Exons: 3
Coding region: 1-2700 (899 amino acids)
Molecular function (GO): nucleic acid binding; RNA-DNA hybrid ribonuclease activity
Source: RefSeq, a predicted model, not a curated record
AUGGUUGACACUGUUGAAGUGAUGGGGGAGGUGAUGGUGGAGUAUUUUACAAACCUCUUUACGGCUACAGAUUGUGAUAUGGAGGAGGUUGUGAGCUGCAUAAAUUCACGGAUAGGCCACGGGGUGAAUGAUAGGCUAUUACGGGUGGUAAGCCAGGAGGAGGUGCGUUGUUCUGUGUUUCAAAUGCAUCCGGACAAAUCUCCGGGGCCUGAUGGGCUGGGACCGGGGUUUUAUCAGCAUUUUUGGGACAUACUAGGUGGGGAUGUAACGUUAUUCUGCAGGGACUUUAUCCAGACAGCGACGUUGCCCACUAAAGCAAAUGAUACAUUUAUAGUCCUAGUCCCUAAGAAGCCAAACCCAGACUCAAUGAAGGAUUUGAGGCCGAUAGCACUUUGUAAUGUGCUAUAUAAGAUAGCAGCGAAGGUAUGUGCUAAUCAGAUGAAGUCGGUAUUAGAGGGGCUUAUCAAUACGGCACAGAGUGCGUUUAUUCCGGGACGCUUGAUAACAGAUAACAUCAUGGUUGCAUAUGAGGCACAUCAUUAUUUGAAGAGAAAGUCCCAGGGAAGGCAGGGUGUGGCAGCUUUAAAGGUUGAUAUGAGUAAAGCGUACGACCGGGUGGAGUGGUGCUUUUUACGACGUGUGAUGUUGAAGAUGGGUUUUGACCCGAAAUGGGUUGAGAUUAUUGCAGAAACGGUGCGUUCGGCGAAGUAUCAUGUGUUACACGACCAGAAUCAGUUUGGUCCAAUAAUCCCGGGACGUGGUUUGCGCCAAGGUGACCCGCUAUCUCCUUAUCUCUUCCUUUUUAUCACGGAAGGACUGAGUGCUUUGUUAGAGCGUCAGGUAGCUCGUGGACUGCUGCAUGGUCUGCAUGUAGCGCGGGGGGCACCUCCAGUUUCGCACCUCCUGUUCGCAGAUGAUUGUUUCCUUUUCUUCCGUGCGUCUCUGGGUGAGUGUGAGACGAUGAAAUGGGUUUUGGACACAUAUGCAAAGGCAUCUGGGCAGCUAGUUAAUUAUGACAAGUCGAUGGUGUGCUUUAGUACUAAUACGGUGCAUGAGGAGCGUAUGAAUGUUACAGAUAUUCUAGGGGUUCGUGAAGGGGAUACGUCGGAGAAGUAUUUAGGGCUGCCAUCAUUAGUUGGGAGGAAGAAGAGUGAGAUUCUGGGUUAUUUGAAGGGGAAAAUAUUGAGUAGAAUAAGGAGUUGGAAUGCUCGGUUUCUCUCUAGAGCUGGGAGGGAGGUCCUAUUAAAAAGUGUAAUACAUGCGUUGCCUUCUUAUGCUAUGAUGGUGUUCUUGUUACCUCUUGGCCUUUGCAGGGAAAUACAAACGCUGAUGAAUGAGUAUUGGUGGACUGGUACCAUUGGGAAUGGCAAGGGGAUUAGAUGGUGGAGUUGGGAGGGGUUGUGUACACCGAAACGUAGUGGGGGUAUGGGCUUUCGGAAGUUGCAUGAGAUGAACAAGGCUUUACUUGGUAAACAGGCGUGGCGGCUAUUAACGCUACCAAAUUCUUUGAUGUCCCGAGUGUAUAAGGCUCGGUAUUUCCCAACCUGUUCCUACUUUGAUGCAAAGUUGGGAAGUAAUCCAUCCUAUAUCUGGAGGGGGUUAAUGGAAGUUCAGGAUCUGCUACGUGGUGGGAGUAGACGCCACAUUGGAGAUGGAAAAACAACAAGAAUCGGGAUUGAUCCUUGGUUGCCGGAUUCUGCCACCCUGUUUGUUUUAACGGGAUUGAAUGAGACUAUAGCUGUUGCCCCGGUAUCUUCUCUUUUUGUUGUGAACAGAACUGAAUGGGACUGCGAAUGUUUGGGGGAUAUCUUUGAGCAGCGGGACGUGCGUCUUAUUAUGAGCAUCCCGUUGAGUAAGAGGCUGCCACCGGAUUCUUGGUUUUGGGCUGCCGAGACCAAGGGAAAGUAUACGGUCAAGUCUGCGUACAGAAUGCUAAUUGGGGAGGUGGCGGAUACUAGGCCAUGGGUGAGAAUAUGGGAGCUUGAGGUACCUCCUAAGGAGGAGUCUGCAUUACAUUUGUUUGCAUCUUGUGCUGAAGUUAGGAAGAUUUGGUCCCUAUUGAACCUCCAGGUGUCGGCCCAAACGCAUGUCGUAAUGAUGCUGUGUGGAAUAAUGUGCCUUAUUCAAUGGAUGGAGUGUUACGUUCUGCCCUGUGCUAUUGGAAUAACUGGAGGAGUAUUACUCAGGGGGUGUUGCUGCGCCUAUUGCCGAGGAGCGUUGGACACCCCCGGGGCAUGGGAACUAAAACUGAAUACAGAUGUGGCAAUGGAUGCUGGCAAUGGGGUGAUGGGAAUGGGGUGGAUUGUGCGUGAUGAGCAUGGGGAGUUUGUAGCGGCAAAAUGUGUUACUUACCCGGGUUUAUAUGGAGUGAAGGAGGCGGAAGCUGUAGGAGUACGUGAAACACUCAGCUGGGUGAAAGGUUUGGGUUUCGGUGUUAUAGAUGUGGAAACUGAUUCACAGCUUGUUUUUCAUGCUUUAACUUUAAAUACUUAUUGUUCGUCCUUUGGUUUAGUAGUAGAUGAUGUAAAGGAGGUUGCAUCUCAGAUUCCGGAUGUGAUCUUCUACUUUGCUAGGCGGUCUGCGAACCGUGCUACCCAUGCUCUUGCUAGGGAAGCCGUUUCUUUGUCAGGUUGCGGGGAGUGGUAUCAUGAACCACCCCAGUUUCUUGUGGACAUUCUCAGUUCUGAUUUAAUGCAUUAA